Molecule: messenger RNA, 3149 nt
Organism: Cynoglossus semilaevis (tongue sole)
Lineage: Eukaryota; Metazoa; Chordata; Actinopteri; Pleuronectiformes; Cynoglossidae
Gene: dgkaa
Product: diacylglycerol kinase, alpha a
Exons: 23
Coding region: 560-2314 (584 amino acids)
Biological process (GO): phospholipase C-activating G protein-coupled receptor signaling pathway
Cellular component (GO): plasma membrane
Molecular function (GO): calcium ion binding; ATP-dependent diacylglycerol kinase activity
Source: RefSeq, a predicted model, not a curated record
GCUCGUUUUUCCUCCCCCUCUCUCUCUUUCUCUCUCUUUCUCUCUCUUUCUCUCCCUCGUCUUUGACUCCCGUGGAUCAGCUGUGACAAAAACACGGACGAACCGACGUAAAGACCGGGACCAGCGGCGGAGAGAAGGCGGAGCAGAGGCUGCAGAUCAGCCCGACACCGAGGAGGACAACCGUCGGUGUUCUGUCAACACAAACUGCACCUUGAGGGUGAAGGACGUGCUGCGGGAGUUUGAUGCUGAUGGCAAUUUGGCGCGGCACAGACACGGAGAGUGCAUCAAUGAAGAAGGCUUCCGUCUGUUCCUGAAGACCUAUCUGGAGGUGGAGGAUUUCCCGGUGGAGCUCUGCCAGCGUCUGUUUCGUUCCUUCCAGAACUCAGAACCCGGUCAGGGAGACAAAGCCAAGGAGGUUUUUCUGAAGGACGUCUCCUGUUACUUCUCUCUGCUGGAGGACGGGCAGCCCAGGGACAAACUGGAGUUCGCGUUCAAGCUCUACGACCGAGACGGCAACGGAGUCCUCGACAGCUCCGAGGUGGAUCGGAUCAUCGCCCAGAUGAUGCACGCCGCAGAGUACCUGGGCUGGGACGUGUCUGAGUUGAGGCCGGUGCUGAAGGACAUGAUGACCGCAAUCGAUGCUGACAGCAGCGGCACAGUGACGGUGGACGAGUGGGUGGACGGAGGCAUGAACAACGUUCCCUUAUUGGUCCUCCUGGGUCUGAAGAUGACUCAGAAAGACGGGCAGCACCUGUGGAGGAUGAAACAUUUCAACAAGCCCGUGUACUGCAACGUGUGUCAGAGCAUGCUGCUGGGUCUGAGGAAGCAGGGCCUGUGCUGCACCUGCUGCAAAUACACCGUCCACGGACGCUGUGCUAACAAGAACCCUGCUCCCUGCACCAGAACUUAUGUGAAGUCGAAGAAAGAAGCAGGGGUCGCAGCUCAUGACUGGGUGAGUGGGAACUGUGAGACCAGGAAGUGCGAUAAAUGCCAGAAGAAGAUCAAGAGCUUCCAGGGUAUAACGGGCAAACACUGCGUGUGGUGCCACACCAUGCGUCACGACGCGUGUGCGGGCCAAGAGCCGAAGGAGUGCAGUUGUGGGCCGCUCAGAGACCAUAUCCUGCCCCCGUGGGCCGUAUAUCCUGUAAUAAAGGAGAGACCAAACAAUGGCUCUGCAGGGUCCCCGGAGGAUAGCGAGCUCAAUACCACCCCCGAUGGACAAGUGCUUCAGAUAAUCCCUGUGCCAAACACACACCCGCUGCUAGUGUUUGUUAAUCCCAAAAGUGGGGGCAAGCAGGGAGAAAGAGUCCUGAGGAAGUUCCAGUAUCUGCUGAAUCCACGUCAGGUCUACAAUCUGUCCAACGGUGGACCAGGACCAGGACUGAGUUUCUUCAGGGACCUGCAGGAUUACAGGAUCCUGGUGUGUGGAGGAGACGGCACCGUCGGCUGGAUCCUCGAUGCAAUAGACAAAGCCAACCUGCUGGUACGGCCGCCUGUGGCUGUACUUCCUCUGGGCACAGGAAAUGACCUCGCACGCUGUUUGCGAUGGGGAGGAGGGUACGACGGCGAGGAUUUAACCCGUAUUCUCAGGGACAUCGAGGGCAGUUGUCAGGUGCUGAUGGACCGCUGGAGUGUGCAGGUCAUCACGGACGAGAACCAGGGGCAGGGCGACCCGGUGCCCUACGAAAUCAUCAACAACUACUUCUCUAUUGGAGUGGACGCUUCCAUCGCUCAUCGGUUCCACACCAUGAGGGAGAAACAUCCACAGAAGUUCAACAGCAGGAUGAAGAACAAACUGUGGUAUUUUGAAUUUGCCACUUCAGAAACCAUCUCCGCUUCCUGCAAGAAGCUGAGUGAAAGUCUCACGAUCGAGUGCUGUGGAACACCGCUGGACCUCAGCAGCCUGUCCCUGGAGGGGGUGGCCAUACUUAACAUUCCCAGCAUGCAUGGCGGCUCCAACUUAUGGGGCGAGACCAAAAAGGGGGACGCCAAGGGAGUGGGAAACCAGGAGGAGCCGGACGUGAUCACCGACCCAGAAAUCCUGAAAGUGUCCUCACAAGAUCUCAGCGACCGUCGACUGGAAGUGGUCGGCCUGGAGGGCGCCAUGGAGAUGGGUCAGAUUUACACUGGCCUGAAGAGUGCAGUGAGGCUGGCCAAAACCUCAGAGAUCACCAUCAGGACAAAGAAGCCAUUACCAAUGCAGAUUGAUGGAGAGCCGUGGAUGCAGCCUCCCUGCACGAUCCAUAUCAGACACAAGAACCAGGCCUCCAUGCUGAUGGCUCCUCAGACCAAAUCCACUGGCUUCUUCAAAUAAACCAACCCGCUCUGUGUUUAUGUCCAAUUGUAAAUAGAUCAAAUUUGAUUGUGUAUGAUGUAAAAUAAUCGUAUUUAUGCAUCCCUGUAACUUAUAAAGUAAGUAUGGCCCUGUGAACACACACACACACACACGUGUGUGAUAAGAUGUGUCUGCAUGGUGGCGAAAUGAAUUUGACCAAAUAUAACUGGCAUGUAUUUCUAAUACCAGACACACGCUGCUUCUGUCUGGUGGAAUUUAAAUCAAAGUUAAAGUAAGGAACACAUCAUAGAUUUAAAAAAAAAAAAAAGACGGCUUGUUUUCAGCUUUUCACGUGCCUUACCGUCUGUUUUUGGUCUGGUUUAGGCUGAGAAGUUUAAAAAAUGUUGUUUUAUUUGGUAGUUUAAAAGAAUUUUAUUUAUUUAUUUUCAGUUAUUUUAGAAGAUACUUGAAUGUGACACAGGGACAGUGACACGACAGGUCUUUGCCCACGGGAGCCGCAUGUUGACCCACUGCAGCGACGGUCUCUCUGGCUGUUCCUCUUGUACCUACAUGUGCUUAUACUGCUGUCUGUGAGGACCAGCCUGGAUGUAAGAGUGAGUGGGAGUGUGAGUGUGUGUGUGAUGACAUGUUAUUAAACACAGAAAGUAACUUGAAAAGUAACUUUGAAAUAUUGCUAACUGGCACAAACCUGUUGUGGUAAACGGUGUAUAGUCUUAACAUAUACUUGUGUACUUUAUUUAAUUACCGCAGGCUUCUUCAAAUGAUCAUAUCAUCUCAGUGUAUCUGCUGCGAAUGUCACGUGUCUGAAAUGACACACUAUGUAAAGAUUUUAAUAAACCAGUUUGACCUUCAA